Messenger RNA from Ochlerotatus camptorhynchus, 8999 nucleotides. RefSeq lists its product as uncharacterized. The coding region runs from base 2725 to 5766 and encodes 1013 amino acids. The transcript has 7 exons. Lineage: Eukaryota; Metazoa; Arthropoda; Insecta; Diptera; Culicidae. The record is from RefSeq and is a predicted model, not a curated record. Gene Ontology annotation, cellular component: membrane.
AUUCCUUUGUGUGCUCCGGGGGGGCUCCGAAAGACGAUUCCCAGGAUUCUUUUUCCCACGAUCGAAAGUUGCAUUCGGUUCGGUGUCCGCGAGUGAAAGUGAUAGUUCCUGAAGGUUCCUUCGAGUGGAUUAAAAGUGCAGAAUCGGUUACGCUUGCGGAAGGUUCCAGCAAUCGGAAACUUGACAGCUUUCACCGAUCAGGUGAAAAAUCAAUUUUCUCACGAGCAAAAACACCCCGCUGCCGAGUGUGGCGCGGCAGGACGAAAAAGGGGAGAAAGCUCGAUCAAAACAGAAGGUGGAUAUUCUACGCCGCCGCUGACAUAUGGAAGUGAUGCUGUCUGUGGGAAAACGUCAAAACACGUUCCUCUACAGCAUGGGUGCUGAUGGGGUGGUUGGCGGUGCGCAUGAGCACUCCUAGGGUGGUGGAAAAACGAAAUUCACCACCCCGAGGAAACACAUGGAGGCACAGCUCACUCGGUGGUGUCGAGAAGAGCCUUAAAACGGAUAGCCAUGCACGAAGUUGCUCUCAGUUUUUCGUAAACUACCAAUCUGUCGCGUUCGCGAGUACGCUUCGGGGCUCCCGGUUCGUUCAAGACCUUUGCCAUUUCCGAGGAAAAGAAAAGGAAAAAUAGAAGUGUGCUCUGUUUGGUAGCGGAAGAAAAAUAAACACUCUCCAACUGGAAAAGUUCUUUGCUCCAAGAUUAACUUGGAUCCAAACUCGUUUCCAUAUUUAUGCAAAUUGAUACUAGCCAGAAGGAAGAAAAUCCGUCCCCCGGUGAAUGUGAAGAAAGUCAGCGAAUAGGUAAAAUAUACUGAGUGGAAACUAUCCCAAGGAUUAAAUCGGUUUUUCUUUGGUGGAGAAUUCGCGUUGUACCCUUUCGCACACUCACAUAUCCCAAACUCGAGCAAGUUAGGAAAUAAGGAGCAACCAAAACGACUGCCCGAGAGGAGUUCUUCUCGGUUGGAAGGCGCCAACCCCCUGCCACUAGACGUCGCCUGGCGGUCGUCGUCGUCGUCGUCGUGUAAUCCUGUCGGUUGUUUUCUUCCCUUACGUUUCGCCAAGACAUACAUACAUAUAUCAUACACACUUAAUGCAUGUAAUUUCACUCCUGCUGGGGAAAAGCUGAGUGAGGUACGCACUGAAUUCAUUCGUGAAAAAAAUAGCAAAUCCACCCAAAUGGGAUUGUCCGGUGAGUGCUUCAACAAGUUUGCAACCAAUCGUGGAAACCGUGCAGUGGUGGUGAAUUGAAUGUGGGAAGUGAAUGUAGAAAAAAAAAGUUCAACCAAAGCAAACAAAGAAGAGCAGUGCAGCGUCGUUUGUGAAUAGCUCGUUGUCGUUAUCGUCGUCGUCGUCUUCACGGGAAUCAGCUGGAAAAAGGUUCACGAUAAUAAAUCAUUCAGAAAGCGUGAGUUUGUUUCGGUGUGCGUAAAUGGACAUGUUUCUUCCCUCACAAAUGAUGUGAAUUACUCCGUUCAUGAAUUAGGAAAUAGCGCUCGUCCAAAGGCUGUAAAUAAUUCAGCAAGGAUCUGAGAAGGAUGUUUUAUAAAGUGGAAAUGUGCUGCUUUUGAAUGUUGAAGGAUUUUUUGGUGGAUUGAUGGACAACCGCUGGAACGGAUACUGCGCUGCAGUUAAGCUACCAAAAGGGCUCCACGCCGCACCCUGGUCCUGACUUUUUCCGCAAAGAUUCCAACGUGUCCUGUGGUAAACCUUGCACAUUUUUCCCACUCCAAAAGUGAUAACAACCCGGGCGUGAAAAAACUUCUACAUAUUAGGCAAAGUGCAGUAUAAUUACCACUCGAAAAUAUAUACAUAGAAAAAAAAAGUGAAACCAGGAGUCACACACACAAAAAAUCUCCCUCCAAACCCCGUUUGGCACUUUUGCUCCAGUUCUAUUUUUUUUUUUCCCAUUCACUCAAGUGAAAAAUAUGAUUUUGUAUCACAUCACACCGGUCGUCAUCGUCGUGGCCGUCACCGGCGUCAUGUGCAUCGGCACUAGUGGUUGAUGUUUCCCGGGAAACUUUCCUUUUUUUAUUAUUUCCCCAUAACGCCAUUGACUAUGUGGCAGUAGCAGUGCAGCAAGGACAGUGCUGGAAGAAAAAACGCAACCUCCCAACCGGGAAGUAUUAAUAACUAGCACACGACGGAAGCAACAGCAAGUGGGUACCAACCAGCAGUACAUUCAUUGAUGUCCUUCAUCAUUGCCAUCGCCGACGUUGUCGUCGUCGUCAGCGUUCAGCAGUGGACGGCGGAAACGGACGUAGCACCACAUUGCCAUUGCCCCAGCAGCCAUCAGUGAAAACCGUGUGCUGUUUUCCCUCCACAGUGAUAAAUGGCGUGACAGAGCUUAAAUUUGAUACCGGUGAAAAAAAAAAAACAGGAGGAAUGAAAAUAAUUGCCCUGGCACUCAGAUUGCAGACCUAGGCCAAAACCCGAACCGUUAUUAAAUGCAUAAAUUUUAUCCUGACUAUUGAAGCUGAACGCUGUGGCAGAAAUAGCACAUAGAAGUUCACCUACAUAGAUGCUCCGAUUGGUGGUAACAACAUUGAAAGCUCUAUGCAGUUCAGUGAAUCAGAAAGCAGCAAACCCCCACCACCACCAACAGCAACAACAACAACAACAACCGUAACCUAACGAAAAGUGAUCCCCUGUGAGUUUGAAAGGUGCAGAGUGAACGGGAAUCGAGGAAUCGAGGGCUUGGAGGUGGCAGACCCUUGCGGUUUCCCAUGUUUGCAAUCCGAAUCAAAUCAAUACCGGCGAUGUGUUCCAGAAUCAGCAGUAGCAGCAGUGGUAGCGGCAGUAGUUAUGUUCUGAUAGUUGGUGCUCUGUUUUUAAUAAUUGUAGAAAUAAAUCAAACAGAUUGCAAUUUUAUACUGCCCAAAGUGGGUAGUGCUGCUGGUGCUGGUGCUCCGGAAGGGUUGCUGAAGAAUAUCGAUGUUAGCAUUAGCACCAGUGGUACCAGUAGUAGUAGUAGUAUUAGUAGUAGCAGUAGUAGUGAAAGGACUGGUCCCGUUUAUGACGAGUCGACCAACAGCUACUCGACGACUUCGGGAGGUCCUGCAGGAAGUACCAGCAGUCCCAGUUCCACCAGUAGCAGUAGCAACACCUCUUACCCUUCUUCUACAUCUUCUGCAUCGUCCAACCAAAAUGCCAGCACACUGAAUGGCUUCGAAGGACAGAUCCCGCUGGAACGAUUGCCAUCCAAUACUUUGCUCAAGUAUACUGCCUACAAGGACGUUUCGAUUCUACAUUUCCGUAUACCGACCGACACCCGUACCGCCUUCUUUAGUUUUAAGGCAUACGAGGAAUCUAAAAGUGCCUUUCAACGUGUGUGUCAACCGAACGACAUUACGUUACACCUGAAAGCUGGCAGCUAUCCAGUGAUUAGUCCGGAAAAUAUAACCUUCCCGAAGCAUUUCCUCAAUGCAGAUGAAAGAUUCGAGAUACAUAAUUUACAAUUCAAAUCCGACAGCAUAACGCGACGGCUGAGCAUAGAUGGACCACAUCCGGGUAAUUGGUUCGCCGUGGCAUUCAUCAGCUGGACCGAUCCGAACAACGAGCGCAUCGAACAGCAAGGCCUCGCCCCGUCCUGUGAGACGCUGCUCAUGUCGGAGAUGUCCGUCACGCGCAUCAGCCCGACCAUCCUGAACGCUCAGACGUCGCACCGGGAUGUACUGAGCACCAACCAAACCGAGCCCAAGAGUUACAAAUUUUUCGUCCCCAGUGAGGUAUCGCUGGUAACGUGGCGGCUGCAGAUCACGCGACCUUGCAACGACUGCAGCGACGUUAGCUUCUUCGUCCAAGCGCACGCACUACCAACGCACAAGGACUACCUGCAGAAUGCCAUUCUGUGUCCCAACCAGACCAGCGACAUCAGCAUCGAUUUCUAUCCACAGGAGAGUGCGUGGCACUAUGUGGAUUUGGACUUUUUAAAUGAUUCCGACGAGGGCUAUUCCAAUAGGUCAACCGGUGAAACGAAGGUUUUGGAGCUGGAAUUUGUGGUGGAAAUUGAGUUUGAAUCGCUGCCGGAGGAAUCGUCAGGGGAAGAGCAUAAAGAGGAUCCUAUGGAUGAAAGUGGGAAACAGACAAUGGAGAAAACUUUGCUGCGGAGAGGUUUCGAACAGUACCCGUUGCUGCGACAAACCUAUCGGGAGUUCUUCAUGUUCGAUUACGACCUUCUGCCGGAUAUAAACGGGACAGUACCGUUGACGUUGAACUUGAGUGCGGGGACUCCAGCGUUGAUGAAAUUCGACGUAAACGAUGUGUACGACAUAGGAGGAACGUUGAGCUUUGCGGUCGCCAUGCGACAGGAUAUGAAAAGUAUUCUGAUCGAUGCGCAUCAGGCGAAUAGUAACGAUCACGUCGGGGUGGUUGCCGAGAAGUUGAUCGACGUGCAGGAGAACUUUGUGGAGGAAACAACUACGACGACCAGCACGACGGCUGCACCCACUACCAAUGCAAAAGAUGCUAACCGAAGUAAUCAGACGGUGAUUGUCUGCAUGCGACAGGGAGAACCGGGUAUUCCAACUUGGCCGGAUAAGUGUGUCUACGGGAGGCAUAUUUUCCCAGCAGCUAUUAUAAUAAACAAUACGGAUUCGGACACGAGUACUGGGUUGGUGCACAUUCCAUUCCCGGAACCUGGUAAAUGGUAUGUGACUCUCGGAAUCUUCUGUCACGGAGCGGAAACGGCUGCCAGGGUGACGAUCAUCGAUAGUGUGAAGGAGUUUAUCAAGAAGUACCGAGAGACCUUGCUGGAUAUGAAACAACCCUGUUCUUGCGCUGAACUCGCAAAAUACUACAAGGAAUGUCUGGGGGACGAAGGUUGCUUGGCUAAAAUGAAUGAGACGGAAACGUUGAAGAUCAAGGAAUGCAUUAUGGAUGCGAAGUGUACCGAUCUAUCCGAUGAAAUGACUAAAAAAUUCGAGGUUCAUCACAAAUAUGCUACAGAGCAGAGCGUAGCGGCUGAUGCCAGCUGUAACGGGAGCGUAGUUUUCACCAUAUCAUCGAGUCCUUGCGUGGCUGGACGGUGUGGAAGAUUCGGUCGGUGCUACCACUACAUGUCCGGGGGAUUCGUUUUCUCUACAUGUCUAUGCCUGAGAAAUUAUCGCGGUUGGGAUUGUACAGAGGACAGCCAAGUUCCGUCCAGUGCAUCGAUCCUCCUGGCCUCUCUCAUGCUAACCCUAUCAAAUCUACUGUUUCUACCGAGUAUUUUCUUCGCCGUCAAACGAGGCUACUACACGGAAUCGAUAAUCUACUUUUUCGCCAUGUUCUUUUCGACGUUCUACCAUGCCUGCGAUUCAGGCGAGGAAGAAUUCAGCUUCUGCCUCGUCAAGAUCGGAGUCCUGCAGUUCUGUGAUUUCUACUGUGGACUGCUGGCGAUCUGGGUCACACUGAUAGCGAUGUCCAACGUGCGGCACCAGUUCGUCUCUCUGCUACACAUGCUGGGAGCGAUCCUCCUCGCCUUCGGAACCGAACUGAACAAACAGUCCCUUUGGGUGUUCCUUGCCCCUGCUCUGACGGGAAUCUGCCUAAUCUCCGUGAGCUGGGGCCUUCGUUGCCGCAAAACGAAAAAGUGUUUCCCUUCACGAGGUUACCUAGCCGUCUACCUACCGAUCGGCAGCGUCCUCGUGAUGGUCGGUCUCGUCUGCUACGCCUUCCUGCAGACCAAACAAAACUACCACAUCGUCCACUCGAUCUGGCACAUGGUGAUGGCCCUCAGCAUCCUCUGCCUGCUCCCCAACCGGAAAACAUUCCAACCAAAAUGCUAGCAUACGGUGAUGAUCUACCUACUAAACUCCUCCUCGCAGUCGUCCAACUCUAUGUCAACGGCGACCACUUCGGGAGCGAGUCCGAAUGCUGCCACGGCGACAACGACGACAACGACGACGACAGCAGCGACAACGGACGCGGACGAGAUCUCCACCAUUACCGGUCCACGUGGAGAUGUCAAUCCCAUUACGACCACACUGGAGCGCAACAAUUCCGUCGCGACGGCCAUUACCGAAAUCACUCCGUCGGCAUCGCUUGUAAAUAAUCUAUCCGAUGCCACCGGCAACAACAGUAUGUCGCUGUCCUCUACAUAUUCGUCACUCGCGUCCACUAGCACCAACAUCACCACCAUCACCGCCGCCGGCGGUAGCAUGAGAUAGAGGAGGAGUCGGUGGGAAGACAUCAAUUAACGUUCUUCAACUCCCUCUAGCGGCAGCAGCAAGCAGCAUCACUGCGUUGGAAUAGGUUUUAAGCAGCGAUAAGCGGUCCGCUCUGUUCCGGUAGAGCACAUGAACUAAAUUGAAAGAAUGCGACAGUGAGCAUGCAUAAGGGCUACUAGCCACGAUAGGCCUGGGACGUACCGAAUUUUGGGAAUGUGUGAUUAAUUUUGUACGAUAUUUGGAAUUCCCUCAAUCACCGCCAUUUUUUUUUGUUAAGAUGUUAAGAUGACGGCGAUUGUGGAAUGUUGAAAGAAACAAUCGUACACAAUUUAGCAUAACGAACAUUAAGAUCAUUUAGGGAGGGGGGGUAAUAAAACCAGACCAGGGACAGACCUAUUACGCGGUGCAGUAAACGAAAGGAUUAUCCGAUUUUGCACAGCAACUAACUUGAGCGUCUAAUCUUAAUUGUUUUCUGUGUCAUCGUCGGAGCAUCGAGCGGCUUAACGACACCGGAAUGAAACCACUACACAGGUUUUCACAAGUUUGCAUCGGUGUAAUUUUUUAGUGGAUGCUGUGGACUAUUUGUAUGACAUGUUUUGAGGUUAUCGGUAAUUUUUGCCUGAUGUUAAGUAUCCUUCCCAAAUCAAUGGUCCCGUGAAUAUCGGGUAAGGGAGACUUUGCUGUAUUCUGUUCAGGUGGCCAGAACGAUAUAGAGAAGGUUAAUUUAAAACUAUGUGCAGUCGAAUUCGCUCGUUGGAAUUUGUUUUGUAGCCCACCUAAAUAGAAGUCAAACGUCAUUUCUGACAGUGAUGAUUCCUUUUCAAGGAGCUCAUGGAGGAAUCACUUGGGUAUUUGCUAAACGAUUUUGAUGAUACAGUAUCCCCCCACUCAUCCGACAACAUCAUCGGGGUUUGAGUCGUUAAUUCGAUUGUCAAAUCCAUACUUAGAAAUCAAAACAAACAGACAGCAUGCUUACAGCACAAAAAUUGAUAGCCCAAUGCAUAACGGUCCCAAAGCCGUAUUUAGGAAAACACAAAUAUUUGCGCCCAAACCGUCAGUUUUAGGUAUAUAGUGUCUUCGGGAAAGUUUUUUCAUUUUUUUUUUGUAGAUCUUUUUAUGUUAGUGAAAUUGAGGUGGUUCAUAAAAUUGAUGAAUUGAAAAUACAUUUUUGUUAUUAUUUAAGAUAGACCAAUACAGUGUUGCAAAAUGUUGUAGAACAAUUAGUUUGAAGCAACUUUGCGCAAGACACUAAAUAUCUAUCUCUUAUGGUUCAUAAGUUAUGAUUUUAUUAAACAAGCAGGUGGUGACCCAUAAAAAAACAGUUUCCUUUGAAUAUCUUUUCUUACGUUCAUUUCUCGUAAACACGUAGUUGUGGACACAUUUAGAACUUUUGAUGACGCAUAUUUUUGCUUAAGAAACCAGGUUGCUAUCUUUUUUGAUUAGACAAUUAAAGGAUAUUUUCUUCGAAAAAAUGGCUCUUUUCAAUUAACAAUAUCUCUAAACCAGAGCAAACCGAUUUUCAACUUUUAAUUCCAUUUGAAAGAUCAUUUUUCUUCAUUCUUGGUGAAAAAACUGCGAGAGCUGAACAAAAAAUUUCAAGGCGUUAAAUUUUAUUUAAAAAAAGGUCUAUUUUCCAGCAAAAACGGCCCUACAUGUUAUAAAUAAAAGAGAUAAUAACUUAGUUGCUUCAGCAAAAACAUGCGUCAGUUCUAAAAGUGUCCACAGCAACGUUUUUACGAGAAAUGAACGUAUGGAAAGAAAUUCAAAGAAAACGGAUUUUUUAGGGCCCAACCUUAUCUGCUUGUUUAAAAAAAUCAUAACUCAUGAACUAUAAGAGAUAGAAACUUGGUAAAUUUAGCAAAGAUGCUUCGAAUUGAUUGUUCUACAACUUUCUUGAACAUUGCACUGGUCUAUCUCAAAUAAUAAAAAAGUUUGUAUUUUCAAUUCACAAAUUUUAUGAACCACCCUAAUUUCACUAACAUAAAAAGAUUGGCCAAACAAUAUGACGAAACUUUCCCCAAGACACCAUAUACCUAAAAGGGAUGGUUAAAUACGGCCUUGGGAGCAUUGUGCAAUAAUGUAUUCAAACGCGUGUUUAUAUUUUUUAAUCCGACAUUUUCCGGAUUACCGGGGUCCGGAUCAGGGUUCUGCAUUUUCGAAACAAAGAAAAGAAAAUUAAUUCUCCGUAGAAUCGCUUCAUUUCGAGCAAUAUCAUUUUCGUGUUUAAUUAUCGUGAUUCUUGUUAUCGAGUCACGAUGAACAUUCCUCUCUUCAAACAUGACUGGACUAUCGCUUGUUUCGUUCGUCAAGUGCUUCAGUUCAUUUCAUUUGAAGCAAAGACUUGUUUAAAUUGACACCAUGAAUGACUCGAAAACUGCUUCCUUCGUUUUUUCCACUUUCACUUCAAUUCGGGCUGAUUCAAAUUGCCAGGCAUCAAAAUAUAGUAUCCGGAUAGUAUCCGCACAAUAUCCGUUACCGAUAGGGAUGACAUCCGGAUUAUAUGUAGUAAUAAUAUAUUAUUUUAUUUUAAACGAAUAUUAAAUUAACGAGGCCAUUCUGGAAUUCAAGAUGGUGGCCAUCGGGAUCAAGAUAAGUCUCAAAUACCCUACAAUAUGGGUAUUUUCGGAACGAAGAAUCGAUAUUUGACGCCAUUUUGGAAUCCAAAAUGGUGGCCAUUGGUUUUAUGAAGUGCCAAAUACCCUAAUAUAUGGGUAUUUUCGGAACAGGGACAACGCGCAGAUGUCGGAAUCGAUACCCGUUGCCAUGUUUUAAUCUAAUAUGGCGGCCAUCAGAAUUCAGAAAGUGUCAAAUAUCCUACAAUAUCGGUAUUUUCGGAACGGGGACGAGACGUA